This is a messenger RNA of Cylicostephanus goldi, 363 nucleotides long. The record is from the annotation of a GenBank genome assembly. NCBI's taxonomy places the organism in Eukaryota, Metazoa, Nematoda, Chromadorea, Rhabditida, Strongylidae.
AUGAAAGAACGAGGUAACGCUUGGCGUGCAUGUCUUGGAAAGAUAUGUCGGCAGCAAUAUCUUCGUCAUUAUCCCGUCAAGCUAAUUCGACCAGAUGGAUCCAGCAUAGAAAUCCGAUAUUUAGAACCUAGAUCGGUUGUGCAAUUACCAGUCGAUGUCAACGCACUAAGUGAAGAUGAGAAACGACAACGUUUGGCUGCGAGAAAACCGAAAGCAAAGAAGAUAGUACAGGAGAAGAUCGAUGACAAUUUCGACCCUUCUGAGUACAUGAAGUUCUGGAAUCCUAAUGUACAAGAGAGUCGAGAGCCUACUCGAGAAGAACCAAAAGAAAGCAAACCGAAAAAAAUCCGAAAAGCGAAAUAG